CUCCCAUUCAAUUCAUAUCGACAUUUAUAACCACCACCUCUCAACUUACAGAGAACACCCUCGCGACCGUUGCAAUAGCUUCAACCUGAUCGAGAGACGCGCGCGCAUUAUUCCCAUCAUAUCCAUUACCGACUUGGCCCCACGAAUCAUGCAAUAGGACCCCCGAUCCGACCCCUUAGAAGAUGCGAAAAGUUCGGCCUGCCAUUAAACUCCCGAAUGCCCGUUUCGAACGUCGUUAUCUGGACGUUCAUACUUGAAGUGGCCUGAAUAUUCUACUUGGAUACGUUCAGAGCGAUUCUUAUCAGCCUGUUGACCUCUCAUAAUUAAAACAUCAUGACUCGAAGAAUUGUUCGAACAGCUGCUCAGCUCGCUGGCGCUGCCAUUUUCACCUUUCUAGUUAUCGCCUUCCUCGACCGCAAUUAUCGUGUCCUCCCCAAUUCGAUCCAUAGUUAUAUGCCCUCCCACCACCCCGGACUGGUCGUCACCGAUGUCACAAUAGUCACUUGCUCGAGCGUUAACCCCUUCUCCUCAUGCGACCUCGGCAAAGAAUGGCACCGAAUCGAUAAGGAGCUGUAUCUCGGCAAGACAUGGACUACGAGCGCAUACAUGUACAUCAUGCGAAAGCAUGAGGGGGAUCUUACUGCGGACGAUCGUGUUGUUGUGGAUGUUGCGGUCGGCAGGCUCCAACCUCAACCCAAGGGAGAAACGGACGACUCAUGGGAAUCUCGUCCAUCGGGUAUCUGGAUCAAGCGCUCAGCUAAGAAGAAAGCCAGCGAUUCAAAGCAGGCAGUGACGGAUCUCGAUGUUCUUUUCGGAGAUGAUGCUGUUGAAGCAAGAGACGGAUAUGCUGUGACGGGAACGCCUUUGCUCCUCAACACGGGUGGUAGCCUUCUCUCUGUCCAGCUAAGCGUGCGCCGAGGUCCUCCACGAGAGGUCAAGAAGCCAACGCCCAGGAUCCGCAAUGAUGGUCGAUACAAGAUUAUGCAGAUCGGUGAUCUGCAUCUCAGUACAGGAGUUGGUGUUUGUCGCGAGGCAGUUCCCGAUUCUUACAACGGCGGUAAAUGCGAGGCCGAUCCUAGGACACUGGAGUUUGUUAGCCGAGUCCUUGACGACGAGAAGCCCGAUCUGGUAGUCUUGAGUGGCGACCAAGUCAACGGUGACACAGCACCAGAUGCACCUACUGCCAUGUUCAAGAUCAUCUCGCUCCUGAUUGAGCGAAAGAUUCCUUAUGCUGCCAUUUUCGGUAACCACGACGACGAACAAACCAUGUCUCGUGAGGCUCAGAUGGCCAUUAUGGAGACUCUUCCUUAUUCUCUUUCCAUUGCUGGGCCAGCUGAUAUCGAGGGUGUUGGGAAUUACUAUAUCGAAGUCCUGGCCCGUGGAAAGACAGAUCAUUCUGCUCUGACCAUCUAUCUUCUCGAUACGCACGCCUACACGCCCGAUGAGCGCAACUUUCCUGGUUACGACUGGGUUAAACCUAACCAAAUAGAAUGGUUCAAGAAGACUGCCGCUGGUCUCAAGAAGAAUCACAACGAGUACACUGGCCGGCAUAUGGACAUCGCUUUCAUUCAUAUUCCCUUGACAGAGUAUGCUAACCCGGAACUACCCCGUGUCGGUGACUGGAAAGAAGGAGUCACUGCCCCAAUAUAUAACUCUGGUUUCCGUGAUGCCCUUGUAGAGCAGGGUGUCCUUAUGGUCAGCGCAGGACAUGAUCACUGCAAUGACUACUGCUCCCUAUCUUUGAUGGGUGAAGGCGAGACCAAGGUCCCAGCCAUGUGGAUGUGCUACGCUGGUGGCUCUGGCUUCGGCGGUUACGCCGGCUACGGUGGUUACCAUCGCCGAGUACGCUUGUUUGAAGUCGAUACAAACGAGGCUCGUAUCAAGACUUGGAAACGUCUCGAAUACGGAGACAUAGCUGCCCGUGUACACGAACAGAUUAUCGUCGAUGGCGGUAAACCUCAACCUAUCACUCCCGUUUCAUGAGCUUACGACACUCUAUAUUUAUGGGGCAAAGUCCCCCUUCUGAACUUAUUGUAUUCGUGUUUUGGGAUGAUUAGCUGCCACGCGUCUAUAGAACGGUGUGGUCCUUCUUCGUUUACAAAAAAGACGGGUCAUUGGACAACAUCAAGGAGCAUGUUUGAACAUGGGGUUUCUUGUAUAACAAUUAAAAUAUCCCACUUCUCAUUGCAUACAGCAGCAAACAGAGUUAACGACGGCAUUAUAUAGUCUCGGGAUGGAGAACGGAGUUGUUUUGGUCGACUAAAUACUACGUAUGAG
Fusarium oxysporum Fo47 is the source of this 2277-nucleotide messenger RNA. Its product is annotated as Metallo-dependent phosphatase-like protein. Lineage: Eukaryota; Fungi; Ascomycota; Sordariomycetes; Hypocreales; Nectriaceae. The transcript is spliced from 4 exons. The coding region runs from base 334 to 1983 and encodes 549 amino acids. Gene Ontology annotation, molecular function: phosphoprotein phosphatase activity. Gene Ontology annotation, cellular component: cytoplasm. The record is from RefSeq and is a predicted model, not a curated record.